Molecule: messenger RNA, 372 nt
Organism: Acanthoscelides obtectus
Lineage: Eukaryota; Metazoa; Arthropoda; Insecta; Coleoptera; Chrysomelidae
Source: the annotation of a GenBank genome assembly
AUGGAGAAAAUAAAUACGGAGCUGUUGAUAAGUUUAGUGGAAGCGAGACCCGCUUUAUGGGAUAAAACACUUGACACAUAUAAAGACAAAAAUUUAAAGUCGUCAGCAUGGAGAGAGAUAUGUUCUCUGUUAAAGGAGAAUUUCGAAGAUAUGGAACAAAAGGAGAGGCAGGCUUUUGGUAAGCUGAUUUUAAAAAAGUGGACAUACAUUCGAGACUCGUGGAUGAAAGCAUUGAAAAAACAUAAAGACCAAAAAACAAGUGGCACAUCGACCAAACCUUCAAGACUUUAUAUAUAUAAUGAGCAGAUGUCAUUCCUGAAAAAAAUUACAGAUUCAACUGUUUGUCAUGAAAACACUAAUAAUGAAAAAUAA